Messenger RNA from Serpula lacrymans var. lacrymans S7.9, 1519 nucleotides. RefSeq lists its product as uncharacterized. NCBI's taxonomy places the organism in Eukaryota, Fungi, Basidiomycota, Agaricomycetes, Boletales, Serpulaceae. The transcript is spliced from 10 exons. The coding region runs from base 176 to 1390 and encodes 404 amino acids. Gene Ontology annotation, biological process: protein dephosphorylation. Gene Ontology annotation, molecular function: cation binding; protein serine/threonine phosphatase activity. The record is from RefSeq and is a predicted model, not a curated record.
AGCCACAUCGUUAUUUCGUUUUGUCUCAGCGCUCAGCACAGAAACUUAAACAGACAUCGACCACAGGCCAUACAUCGCUCGGAACUACCUUCACAUCCUUGGUGACGCACAUCGACCGUGGUUCAGUUUUUAUUCCCUCCAGUCGAGGCAAUGCUGGCUAUUGCAGUCGCUGCGAAUGGCUUGCUCACUCUUGAGAUGCCCGAAUCCUUUUCUCAGAAAUUUAUCAACCUUGUCCUUGCAAAGUCGUCAAUAUCAUGACUAUAUUCGCUUUGCAACCCCAGGUGGCAUCGCUCGUGUCGCAUUGAACUCGCCGAAAAUAGUCGGCAUAGCAAACUCAAGAGGAUCCAGGGGCCAUCAAGAGGACUACUAUGCCUUUGCUUCUCUCUCUCUCGACCCAGGAGAGCUCAGUCAAUCAGUGAAGAAAACAAUGGGCGUAGAUUGGAAUCCCCGUGACGCAUGUGACCUACUCGCUCGUCAGGUAGUAUUCAUGGGCAUAUAUGAUGGACACGGUGGUUCCACGGUAUCUCAAUAUCUCAGACAAGAACUCCACGGACUUCUUGAAUCAGUGCACAAAUCCGACAUACCAGAGCUUUAUUUAUGGAUAAAAGAUAUAGGUGGCUACUUCAAACGUUUCAAAGGCGGUGUACUUGCACCUUGGAUACACAAAUCAGAAGAUACACCUGAACUAGAUCUCGAAGCUCGCAUCACACAAGCUUUCUUUGAAGUCGACAGACAUCUCUCAAUCGAGACAGAAGCCAGGAGCUGCGGUGCGACGGCUUCCAUCGUUCUCCUACAUUCCUUGGAUCAUCCAGCAACUCCCUUCUUCUCAUCCGAUAAGCUAGCUUUGACUGUGGCGCAUUGCGGCGAUACUCGAGUUUUACUAUGCUCAACAACUGGAGGAGCCGUGUUCCCAAUGACCGAAAAUCAUCGAGCAGAUACUCGUAUCGAGUCUAUCAGAUUAAGAAGAAUGAUGGGAUCUGCAUUGAUCACAGAUUCUUUUGGGGAGUCACGAUGGAUGGGCGCUUUAGCAAAUACAAGAGCAAUAGGAGAUCUCCAGUACAAGCGCUUCGGAGUGACACCAGAGCCAGAGGUCAGAAGUAAACUUUUGCGAGGCCAAGACUGGGCCUACAUCGUACUGGUCUCCGAUGGCAUAUCAUCUGUCGUGUCCGACGACGAGGUGGUCGAUCUUGCAAGAGACGCACCUAAUCCGAAAGUAGCUGCUCAGCGCAUUCUCUCAUUUGCAGAAGACAUGGGCAGUGAGGAUAACGCCACUGUCGUUGUCGUGCCCCUUGCGGGUUGGGGGAAAAUUGAGGGCCCCGACAAAACCCGUGCUCUGAGAGACUACAGAAGGAGACAAGCAGUUGGCAGCGAACGGCAAAGAAGGAUGUAGUUGGGUUGACAUUAUUGGACUUUGUCUCACUUACAAUACUAUCGUAUUAUUGGAAGAUAUAUAUUCCUUAUUUAUUGAUUAACAUAUAUAAUCUAGCUUGACCUCAUGCAGGCAAUGGACUUUUUCCAG